Messenger RNA from Pneumocystis murina B123, 645 nucleotides. RefSeq lists its product as hypothetical. Gene Ontology annotation, molecular function: DNA binding. Bases 1 to 645 code for a protein of 214 amino acids. The record is from RefSeq and is a predicted model, not a curated record. Lineage: Eukaryota; Fungi; Ascomycota; Pneumocystomycetes; Pneumocystales; Pneumocystaceae. The transcript has 3 exons.
AUGACGGCAUUAGAUGAAUGGCAGAAAUUAAAAGCUAUUGCUAUAGAAUUAUCAGUUAUUACGAGUCCUGGUUUAUGUGAAUGUAGUCGUUGUGAAACCAAACGUCAUACAAAUCUUGAAACAAAAGAGAAUUAUCCUUUAUUUUCAUUAGAAAAAUCCUCGUCUUUUCCUGAAUUACCUAAAGUUUCUUAUCAACCUGCUUCAUUAGACUCUUCUAUUCAUGACGCUUCAUAUCAACGCUUAUUUGAAACUGUUUGUUGCAUUCUUGAACGUUCUUCUAACGAAUCUUCUUCUUUCCUAGCACGUCAUACUUGGUGUCAAGAUAUUUCUCUAUAUACUGUAUGGAACACAAUCCAACAAUCACGUACUGCAAGUCUUCCUUUAUUAGUUCGCUCAUUAAGCACUGAAAGUUCUGCUUCUUUGAUGCAUAAUACUCCUUCUACUGCUUCUGUUGGUAGAAGAUUUCGUAAGGAUGUUCAACAAUUGCUCGAAAAAGCUUUUCAAUGUAAACCUUGGCCAAAUCCUGUAGAAAAAACAAUGCUAGCUCGUCGUUGUGGAUUGACUGUUCGCCAAGUAGGUGUAUGGUUUUCUAAUCGCCGAGCUCGUUGUUGGCCUACUUCUACAACAAUUGCUACUGCAUGUUAA